AGAAAUCUUGGGCAGAUGCUGCUGAUUGGCCGGAAAGGGAGAGAUUGUGAUUGGGUCGCUAAUGAGCUAAUCUAGAUCACGUGAAGCAGUGCAAAUGGUGCAAACAAGCUGAAGCUUGGGCCAACUUAUCAAGCUUGGCAUAUUGAAGGCAGCUCCGGCGUCGCGUUCACCUUACCAUCAUCUCUGUCUCACCAACAACAAGCUUCACGCCACCCUACGAGACCUUUGGAGCCGUCCUCCUCCCUGUCCGGCCAUUCUCUACCCUCCGACUACCCCUCCACUCCUUUCCUCGUCGCUGGAGCCCCUAGCUACAUACAAAACACCUCCCAGCUUCCUUCAUCAUGGAGGUACUUCUCGGCAUUACCGGUAAAGACUUCACGAUCAUCGCGGCCUCUAAAGCUGCUAUGCGAGGCGCCACCAUUCUCAAGGCCUCCGAUGACAAGACACGAGAACUCAACUCGCAUUCCUUGAUGGCAUUCUCAGGCGAGGCUGGUGAUACUGUUCAAUUUGCUGAGUUCAUCCAAGCAAACAUCCAAUUGUAUUCCAUGCGCAACAGCAUGGAGCUGUCACCAUCUGCCACCGCAAACUUUGUCCGAGGAGAGCUUGCUAGAGCGCUGCGGUCAAGGAGACCAUAUACCGUAAAUCUGUUACUGGGAGGGUAUGACAAGAUCGCCGACAAGCCGUCGUUAUACUGGAUCGACUAUCUGGCGAGCUUAGCUCCCGUACCAUACGCUGCACAUGGCUACGCUCAGUACUACUGUCUCUCUCUCCUCGAUAAGCACCAUCAUCCAGAUAUCGAUUUCCAGCAAGGCAUGAAGAUUCUGCGCAUGUGUACAGAGGAACUGAAACGACGCCUUCCCAUCGACUUCAAGGGGGUUACGGUCAAGGUGAUAACAAAGGAUGGCAUUCGAGAGCAGGAGUACGAGGAUGACCAGAAAGUAGUGGUUCCAUGAUCUGAUCAUGCUGCGUGACGGUAGAACGCAAUGGAGUUUUGGUAGCUUGGGGCAAGUGUACAGUACGUCCUGCAGAUAGACAUGUCACCGACUCGAGCGGAAGCGGACUCGGAGGAGCUGUUCGCAGAGGGCAUUUAAAUGGACAUGAUAAAUUCAUUGCCUCUACUUCGCUCUACAAAACUCCUAUACUUCUUAAGUUUGAUUGUCGUUUUGUGUUCUAAGAAACUCUUUCCAUU
Messenger RNA from Lindgomyces ingoldianus, 1189 nucleotides. Its product is annotated as N-terminal nucleophile aminohydrolase. Gene Ontology annotation, biological process: proteasomal protein catabolic process. The coding region runs from base 342 to 953 and encodes 203 amino acids. Lineage: Eukaryota; Fungi; Ascomycota; Dothideomycetes; Pleosporales; Lindgomycetaceae. Gene Ontology annotation, cellular component: proteasome core complex, beta-subunit complex; cytosol; proteasome core complex. Gene Ontology annotation, molecular function: peptidase activity. The transcript is spliced from 4 exons. The record is from RefSeq and is a predicted model, not a curated record.